AUGGCAAGUGUAGUUGCUUUGACCAUGAUACUUCUCGUGUUUGGCAACAUGACAUAUUUCCUUGGGGCAUCCUACCAGCAAGCCAGCAAGUAUCAUGCGUUCAAAAUUCUCAUGAUCGAUCACGACGGCGGUAUGGUUUGGCAGGCAAUGCUAGAAGCGUAUGCUCUCCUAGAACAACCCACAUUUCCAACAUUCGAAACGAAGAAUGUCGUCGAAUACAGUACUUCCGAAGACAUUUUCAAAUCCGUUCAACAUCAUCACUACUGGGCCGCGAUCUACUCUACACCUGACGCCUCCUCAAGGCUUCGCGCUGCGCUCCAAGGCGGCACAGCUGCACAGGAAUACAAUGCCGAUGACGCCUUCGCCUACGUCUGGAACGAAGCCCGCUACCCCUCCUUCGCCGCCUCAGUAAUCCUUAACUCAAUCCACCAAGUCGUCGCAACCGCUCGACUGACCCUCAACAUCACCUCCCCACCUCCUCUCAACGACUCUUCUGCUCUCCGCGCCUACCUCAACCCCCUCGGCACCACCAGCAUCAAUAUCCUCCCCGCCUCGCAAGCCUCUAAGAACUUCAUCAACACAAUUCUCACGCCCCUCUCUAUCCUCCCCCAAUUCUUCUUCCUCAUGGGUCUCAACGCCGUCUCGGCUCAAGCCUACUUUCUCGCCCACCCCUCCUUCAAAACCGUCACCUUCAUCCGUCUCAUCAUCACCCUGCUCUACACCGCCUGCUGCGCUGUUAUGAUGGCCGGCUACAUCUGGAUCUUCAAGGAAGAUAUGCCCAUCUACGGCAAAGAAUUCGCGCUCACGUGGCUGCUGCUGUGGCUGGCUAUGCACAUCUACUGCCUCUUCUUCGACGCGGUGCUCGCGGUCGCCCCGGUGCCUGCGGUACCGGCGGUUGUGCUCACCUUUAUUAUUAUGAAUGUUACGAGUACGGUCAGUCCGUUUGAGGUGGUGCCGGGGUUUUAUCGGUGGGCGUGGGCGCUGCCGGCGCGGAAUGUGUAUUUGAUGCUGCUUGAUAUUUGGGCGGGGGGGCCGAAUCCGACUUUAGUGACUAGUUUGCCGGUGUUAGGGACGUGGUGGAUUGUUUGGGGUGGGUUGACUGUGUUGGCGUUGGGGAAGAGGUGGAGGGCGGAGGUACGGAAGAGCGAUGCUUAAGUACCGUGAAAUGGAAACGAGAUGAUUUCGUAAAAGAAGGUUCACAGUAUCAAUGUUUGUAAGUAUGUUCUGUGGUACUCUUUAUUGUGUGUAUUGAUUUAGAUGAUGGAUGGUUGGGGGGCUUGUUGCUUGUUUCGUUCCACUAAGCGUUUAUCUGGGAUAGAUGGCUUAGGGACGGAUAUAUGUUCGUUAUAUCACGUCCACGCAGGCGGCGAUCAGUUUAUAAUGUGGCAUGACUACUUUACGGUCAUUUCAGAUGUCUCCUUCAGCCUGACUUGUUAAUUAGAGCACGGGUGGUGUAUCUAGGGGUAAAAAGGGUCACGAGAGGAAUGUUAGCUAAAUCCUAUAGAUUGAAACUGGGAAGCCUAAUCGAAG
Mytilinidion resinicola is the source of this 1530-nucleotide messenger RNA. RefSeq lists its product as uncharacterized. NCBI's taxonomy places the organism in Eukaryota, Fungi, Ascomycota, Dothideomycetes, Mytilinidiales, Mytilinidiaceae. Gene Ontology annotation, cellular component: membrane. The record is from RefSeq and is a predicted model, not a curated record. The transcript has a single exon. Bases 1 to 1155 code for a protein of 384 amino acids.